AUGGCCCAGCAGCAGAUGACCAGCUCACAGAAGGCCCUGAUGCUGGAGCUGAAAUCCCUGCAGGAGGAACCAGUGGAGGGCUUCCGGAUCACCUUGGUGGAUGAGUCCGACCUCUACAACUGGGAGGUUGCCAUCUUCGGACCCCCCAACACUCUCUACGAAGGCGGCUACUUCAAGGCGCAUAUUAAAUUUCCUAUUGACUACCCAUAUUCACCACCUACCUUCAGGUUCUUGACCAAAAUGUGGCACCCCAACAUUUAUGAGAAUGGAGAUGUAUGCAUUUCAAUUCUUCAUCCGCCUGUAGAUGACCCACAGAGUGGUGAAUUGCCCUCCGAAAGGUGGAAUCCUACUCAGAAUGUCAGGACUAUCCUGUUAAGUGUAAUCUCAUUGCUUAAUGAGCCCAACACCUUCUCCCCAGCCAAUGUGGAUGCUUCGGUUAUGUUCAGGAAAUGGAGGGACAGUAAAGGAAAAGACAAAGAAUAUGCUGAAAUCAUUAGAAAACAGGUUUCAGCCACUAAAGCCGAAGCAGAAAAAGAUGGAGUGAAAGUCCCCACGACCCUGGCAGAAUACUGCAUCAAAACUAAAGUGCCUUCCAAUGACAACAGCUCAGAUUUGCUUUAUGACGACUUGUAUGACGACGACAUUGAUGAUGAAGAUGAGGAGGAGGAAGAUGCCGACUGUUAUGAUGAUGAUGAUUCUGGGAAUGAGGAGUCGUGACCUGCUCCUUCAAAGCCCCUGUACUGCCCUGCCAUCUCAGGCCAAAGGGAGGGGAGCAAGUGAGGACCUAGCAGUGGUCCUGAAGCAAAAACCUAUCACAGGGGGCGGGGAAAACAAACACGGCUCUUGCUGACUCCCCUUAUGGAUCUCAGUUUGCUCCUUUUUAUGGACCACUUAAUGGAGAGAAGGUAAUCCUCUACAGAAUGUCCGAAUCCUUGCAUUCUUUACCCUUCCAUCACUGUAUUGAUUCUUUUUUUUUUUUUUCUUUAAACCCAAACCCCUGCCUCACUUCGUCUCUACAAAGUGUUCACAGCAAAACACGUUGGUCUGUUUUUAGAUUCUUGAAGAAUUAAAUAGUCUUUCAUCAAGACGUUUAAUGUGUUUAAAGCUGGGAAACCAUUGGGAGUUCACAAGUGCUGCAUAUGCUGGGUAGCAAAAGAAAAUGGAAAAAUAAAAAAACACAAAAAUCCCACAAAACUGAAAAAAAAAAUUGCCAAGGUUUAGCCGUUCCAUUUACAUUAGUGUGUGUGCAUUUGUUCAGCCCUAUAUGGUGGUGAAUUUUGUUUCUUUCCCAUUCUUAAGUCUGGGGUACCGUGGGCAUCGGGGACUCUGUGCUAAGACUGAUGAAAUGUGUUCCUAAGGGCACAGAGCCCCUUCAGCCUCCAGAAAAUCAUCCUAACACAGAGGCCUCAGCUGUUCUGAGGAAAGAAAUCAGAUUUUGGUUUUUGAAAUCAAUUGGGAUCUAAAGCCUG
Molecule: messenger RNA, 1469 nt
Organism: Molossus molossus (Pallas's mastiff bat)
Lineage: Eukaryota; Metazoa; Chordata; Mammalia; Chiroptera; Molossidae
Product: ubiquitin-conjugating enzyme E2 R2-like
Biological process (GO): protein polyubiquitination; ubiquitin-dependent protein catabolic process
Molecular function (GO): ubiquitin conjugating enzyme activity
Source: RefSeq, a predicted model, not a curated record